AACUGUUUGAACAUCAUCGUCUACUUGCGACUCGGCCUGCGGGACAGCAUCUCCGUCUGCUUCUUUCUUCUCUCGUGCUCCGACCUGAUCUGCGUUACCUUCAUGAUACCGGCCGACUACCUCUACCUGUUUACGACGCUUCUCCCGACGUCGUGGCGCGUGGACGGCUACACCAUCAGCCUGCUAAUCGUGUACUACUACGCACCGUUCUACGACGUCUCGCAGGCGAUCACGACGUUCAUCGCCGUGCAGAGAUGCUGGUGCGUAGCGCUGCCCCUGCGGUUCAGGCGCACCUUCACGCGGUCCAGAACUGUUGUCGCGACGUCGCUCACGUGCGUCGCAUGCCUCGCGCUUUAUGCGCCGGUCUAUGCAUCGAUCGGCCUGCAGGGAGCCGGUGGUCUGGAUAAGAAUGAAACUUUUUUCAUCUUCUGGACAUCACCUGACUGGACCAGGGUCUUUUCCGCCCGCUGCACUACUGCAUUGGUCUUGACGACAGUAUGUCAGGUGACUGUUUUGGUCUGUCUGGCCGUACUAACCUCAAGCCUGCGAGCGUCGUCAAACUUUAGAAGCUCAAUGCAAAAUCUCAGUGUACCAAUCCAAAUAGCCGCCACCAAAAAUCUGAAAAAUUUUCCCAAGCAAAUUUUAAAAAUCACACAUUCAACGCAGCCUUAUUUAGAAACGGAAAUUCCCGUUGCACCUUUUCACACUCAAAUACAAAUUCAACGCAGCGAAUUGCCCCAAAAGGAGAGCGAGACGGUCACUUCCGGAUUUCGCUCGCGGAAGAAUACAUCAAGAAACGAAGUCCAGCUGGUGAAGUCGACGAGCCUGGUCUCGUUCAUCUUUGCGCUGUGCAAUACGCCAAAACUUUUGAUAUUCUACGCGUCACUCUGUGAGCCGGAAUUCAACAUGCAUCGCCGUUACGAGAAUACGUUUUACGUGGCCAACACGAUUCGGUUCACGUGCGAGGCACUGAACGCCGCGUCUAACAUCUUCGUGUACCUCAAGUGUAACAAGCGGUUCAAGACAACGCUGGUGUCGUCCUUUUGCCUUGGACGGGAAUAA
This is a messenger RNA of Lymnaea stagnalis (great pond snail), 1062 nucleotides long. The record is from the annotation of a GenBank genome assembly. NCBI's taxonomy places the organism in Eukaryota, Metazoa, Mollusca, Gastropoda, Lymnaeidae.